AUGCCUGUUGCCCGGGGCCACUACCGCAUCAGGGGAACAAUGGCAGCGACCCGGUAUCAUCCAGUACCCAGCAGCAACCAGUGCCAACACCCCAUGGUUCCAGCAGCAGUGGCAGUGGCAAUCCCUCGGCGCCGGCUCCCGCCACCAGAGAUCCCGAGCGGGUGUUCAGGCAAGCAUCAGUGGCCAUUGACCAGAGCUAUCCACCACCAUGGUCUCCCACCUCCGAGAACGCCUUCGCCGCACCCACCGGGGCCGUCGCUGUCAAGCGCAGCAUCCACGCAGGUGUCGAGGCGCUCCCCCCCCCCCUCACCCCGAGUUAGCACAGCGUCCAAGGCACAGCGGCCACCGCAACGAAGCGCCGCCCCAGAGUGGCUCCGACCAUGCCCUCCAGCCACCCAGAGCACCACCACCCGCGGACAGCCUCCCAAGCUACCCCUGUGA
This is a messenger RNA of Dermacentor silvarum, 441 nucleotides long. RefSeq lists its product as uncharacterized. The record is from RefSeq and is a predicted model, not a curated record. NCBI's taxonomy places the organism in Eukaryota, Metazoa, Arthropoda, Arachnida, Ixodida, Ixodidae. The transcript has a single exon. Bases 1 to 441 code for a protein of 146 amino acids.